UGGCGAGCUUCCCAAAUGUCGACUAAGAACUUCCGUGUCAGCGACGGUGACUGGAUUUGCCCGGACAAAAAGUGUGGAAAUGUUAACUUUGCUAGAAGAACGAGUUGUAACAGAUGUGGCCGAGAAAAAACAACAGAGGCAAAGAUGAUGAAAGCUGGAGGGACUGAGAUAGGAAAGACCCUUGCUGAAAAGAGUCGUGGUCUCUUCAGUGCUAAUGAUUGGCAGUGUAAAACAUGUGGUAACGUUAACUGGGCAAGGAGAUCAGAAUGCAAUAUGUGCAACACUCCAAAAUAUGCCAAGCUUGAGGAAAGGACAGGAUAUGGUGGGGGAUUCAAUGAAAGAGAGAACGUUGAGUAUAUAGAACGUGAAGAAUCUGAUGGGGAAUACGAUGAGUUUGGUCGCAAAAAGAAAAAAUACAGAGGAAAGCCAGUUGGUCCUGCAUCUAUCCUAAAGGAAGUUGAAGAUAAGGAAUCGGAAGGGGAAGAAGAGGAGGAUGAGGAUGGAGAUCUUUCUAAAUAUAAAUUGGAUGAGGAUGAGGAUGAAGAUGAUGCUGAUCUCUCAAAAUAUAAUCUCGAUGCCAGUGAGGAGGAAGAUUCUGCUAAGAAAAAGAAAUCCCAGACUAGACAAAGCCGUUCUAAGUCGCGGUCUUCCCAUUCACAAUCUUCAUCUCGCUCAUCCUCCCAUUCAAGCUCAAGGUCCAGGUCCAGGUCAAGAAGCUCUUCCAGUUCAAGAUCAAGAUCUCGUUCUACUUCCAGAGAACAUUCUAGAUCUCGUGGGUCGAAAUCAAGAUCCAGCUCCAGGUCCGUCAGGGGUUCAUCAACCCCAAGGAAAAGAUCUUACUCAAGCUCUCAUUCAUCCUCUUCCCCUGAGAGAAGCCGAAAGAGAAGUCGAUCUAGAUCUUCAUCUGGUGAUCGCAAAAAAAGGCGAACAGGAUCACGGUCACCUGAAAGGAACCGCAGGUCUUCAUCUGGAUCUUCUCAUUCUGGAUCCCGAACAAGUUCUAAAAAGAAAUAAUGUAUUCAGGUUCUCACUCAUACACAAACCAUCUAGUCCAGUGCAUGAGACAUUUUUUAAGAAGUUGGUGUCUUACUUGGUCAGAAGUGCUAAAUCUGCUAGUAGAGGUGCAUGUUAAUGGAAAACUGCAGCUGUUUUAAUUCAUGAAACAAAAACAAUGGAACAUUUUAAGCCAUAAAUUGACUCAGUAAAGGUGAGUAAUAUGGCUCUGUUUUUCUUUCAGAAAUGUAUGCCUGCUCCAUUUUUUUACUGGAUUUG
Messenger RNA from Euleptes europaea (tarantolino), 1272 nucleotides. It is a transcript of the gene ZRANB2, whose product is annotated as zinc finger RANBP2-type containing 2. Bases 16 to 1014 code for a protein of 332 amino acids. The transcript is spliced from 10 exons. NCBI's taxonomy places the organism in Eukaryota, Metazoa, Chordata, Lepidosauria, Squamata, Sphaerodactylidae. Gene Ontology annotation, biological process: RNA processing. The record is from RefSeq and is a predicted model, not a curated record. Gene Ontology annotation, molecular function: RNA binding; lipopolysaccharide binding.